This is a messenger RNA of Microthlaspi erraticum, 1836 nucleotides long. The record is from the annotation of a GenBank genome assembly. NCBI's taxonomy places the organism in Eukaryota, Viridiplantae, Streptophyta, Magnoliopsida, Brassicales, Brassicaceae.
AUGUCGGAAAACCGCUCACUCCGGCGAGUCCACGUUCUCACGAGUCACAUACUCCGGUCACCUCCUCCGCCACCGAACGUCUCUCUCACGCGCGAUGUAUGCUUGCAGUACUCUCCUCCGGAGCUCAACGAGAGCUACGGAUUCGAAGUCAAAGAAAUGAGGAAACUGCUCGACGGGCACAACUUGGAGGACCGAGACUGGCUUUACGGGCUCAUGAUGCAGAGCAAUCUGUUCAGUCGGAAGGAGAGAGGAGGGAAGAUUUUCGUGUCGCCGGAUUACAAUCAGACGAUGGAGCAACAGCGCGAGAUCAGUAUGCGGCGGAUCUACUACUUGCUCGAGAAAGGGGUCUUCCAUGGAUGGUUAACGGAGUCAGGUCCUGAGGCUGAGCUCAAGAAGUUUGCUCUCUACGAAGUUUGCGCCAUUUAUGAUCAUUCCAUCAACUCCAAAAUCGGUGUUCACUUUUUGCUGUGGGGCAAUGCUAUAAAGUUAUUUGGGACUAAGCGCCACCAUGAAAAGUGGCUGAAAGACACUGAAGAGUAUCUUGUCAAGGGCUGCUUUGCAAUGACUGAGUUGGGCCAUGGAAGUAAUGUGAGGGGAAUUGAGACAGUGACUACUUAUGACUCAAGUACUGAGGAGUUUGUGAUAAAUACUCCUUGUGAAUCUGCUCAGAAGUAUUGGAUUGGUGAGGCAGCUCUUAAUGCAACCCAUGCAAUUGUGAUUUCGCAGCUUAAUGUAAACGGAACCAGCCAGGGGAUUCAUGUCUUUAUCGCCCAAAUCAGGGAUCAAGAUGGCAACAUAUGUCCAAACGUCCGCAUUGCCGACUGUGGACACAAGAUUGGUCUAAAUGGCGUUGACAAUGGCCGAAUAUGGUUUGACAAUCUUCGAAUUCCAAGAGAGAAUUUAUUGAACUCUGUUGCUGAUGUUUCAUCUGAUGGGCAGUAUGUGAGCUCAAUUAAAGAUCCUGAUCAGAGAUUUGGAGCAUUCUUGGCUCCUUUGACCUCUGGCCGUGUCACUAUUGCGUCAAUAGCAAUUUAUUCUGCAAAGGUUGGUUUAGCUAUUGCUAUAAGGUACUCACUAUCGAGAAGAGCCUUCACUGUUGCAGCCAAUGGUCCUGAAGUCCUCCUCCUUGACUACCCAAGCCAUCAGAGGCGAUUGCUACCGCUCCUAGCAAAGACAUAUGCUAUGAGCUUUGCUAUAAAUGACAUGAAGAUGAAAUACGUGAAGAGGACACCUGAGACCACCAAAGCCAUCCAUGUUGUUUCAAGUGGGUUCAAAGCUGUUCUCACCUGGCACAAUAUGCGAACACUUCAGGAAUGUCGUGAAGCUGUUGGAGGGCAAGGUGUGAAAACAGAAAAUGUGGUUGGUCAUUUGAAAGGCGAAUUUGAUACAAAUGUGUUCUCCUUAAGAGAGCGAGAUCUACUAGAACGGUUUACUUCUGAAGUUUCACAGCUUCAAGAUAGAGGAGAAAGCAAAGAGUUAUCCUUCCUCUUGAACCAUCAGCUUUCUGAAGAACUAAGUAAAGCUUUCACAGAAAAAGCAAUAAUGCAGACCUUUUUGGAUGCUGAGGCCAAACAACCUGCUGGCUCCAUUAAGGAUGUGCUGGGUCUUGUAAGAUCAAUGUACGCAUUGGUCAGCUUGGAGGAAGAUCCGUCGAUGCUGAGAUAUGGCUACCUCUCAAGGGAAAACGUUGGAGAUGUGAGGAGAGAAGUCUCUAAGCUAUGUGGAGAGCUUAGACCACACGCUCUUGCACUCGUCACUUCAUUUGGGAUUCCAGACGCCUUCUUGGGUCCGAUUGCCUUCAACUGGGUCGAAGCCAACGCUUGGUCUUCUGUUUAA